UGAAUGGAGACUAGAAACAACGUGACAGAAUUUGUUCUACUGGGACUCUCACAGAAUCCACAGAUGCAGAAAAUCAUAUUUGUUGUGUUUUUGGUGGUCUACAUUGUCUCUAUGGUAGGAAAUGUGCUCACCAUGGUCACUAUCACUACCAGCCCAUUAUUGGGGUCCCCCAUGUACUAUUUUCUGGCUCAUCUCUCUUUUAUUGAUGCCUGCUACUCCUGUGUCAAUACCGCUAAACUGAUCAUAGAUUCCCUCUAUGAAAAGAAAACCAGCCCUUUCAAUGAAUGUAUGACCCAGAUCUUUGGGGAACAUAUAUUUGCAGGUGCUGAUGUCAUUCUGCUCACUGUGAUGGCCUAUGACCGCUAUGUGGCCAUCUGCAAGCCCUUGCACUAUACAAAAAUCAUGAACUGGAGGGUGUGUGUCCUGCUAGUGGGGGUGGCAUGGAUGGGAGGCCUUGUUCAUUCAACCAUACAGAUCCUCUUCAUCAUCAGGUUACCCUUCUGUGGCCCUAAUGUCAUAGAUCACUUUAUGUGUGAUUUGAAUCCUUUGCUCAAUCUUGCCUGCACUGACACUCACAUUCUAGGAUUCUUUGUUGCUGCCAACAGUGGUUUAAUUUGUCUGUCAAACUUUCUCCUCUUGAUUGGCUCCUAUAUGAUCAUUCUGCGCUCCCUAAGGACCCAUAGCUUGGAAGCCAGGCGUAAGGCCCUCUCCACUUGUGUCUCCCACACCACAGCAGUCACCCUCUUCCUUGUGCCUUGUUUAUUUGUGUACCUGAGGCCAGCAGCUACUUUACCUAUUGAUAAAGCAGUUGCUGUAUUCUACACUAUGAUAACUCCCAUGUUAAAUCCUUUGAUCUAUACCUUGAGAAAUGACCAGAUGAAAAGUGCCAUUAGGAGACUGUGUAGCAGAAAAGUGAUUUCAGGUGAUCAAUAA
Hippopotamus amphibius kiboko is the source of this 933-nucleotide messenger RNA. RefSeq names its product olfactory receptor 4C46-like. The transcript has a single exon. The record is from RefSeq and is a predicted model, not a curated record. The coding region runs from base 4 to 933 and encodes 309 amino acids. Gene Ontology annotation, molecular function: olfactory receptor activity; G protein-coupled receptor activity. Gene Ontology annotation, biological process: G protein-coupled receptor signaling pathway. Gene Ontology annotation, cellular component: membrane. Lineage: Eukaryota; Metazoa; Chordata; Mammalia; Artiodactyla; Hippopotamidae.